GCGCGAUAUACCGUCAAGCGAUUCCGUGUCGCGGCUUAAACAUUUACGACAGUCAUCGACGCUUGCCGUUACAAUUAAUUCCCACUAGAUGGGUGUCAGGUUGCGUCGAAACCAACGAACGUGGCCUGGUGGGCGAUUGGUUAGGAUGUCUGCCUCUCAGUUCUGAAGACUCGGAUUCAAAUGCAGCCUCGCCUGUAUAGAGUUUGGGUGCUCUCCCCCCGUUCUUGCACGGGUUUUCUCCUUGUACUCCGGACCCGCACGCCCCCGCCACCCCCCUCUCCUCCUGCUGCCGCUAACGCACAUUAGAGUACUGCAGCUUGCUCUUUUGUUCAGUAGCGCUCAGCUGCUGGAGAGGAGUCACACUCGGACGCCUCUCCCGUCUACGGAUAUACACCGAAAAACGAGUGUCCCUGUAUUUUUUUUUUCCCGCUCUGCACGCUUUUGCUGACUUUUUUUUUUUUUUUUUUUGGAUGCCUUGUGGCUCUCUCCCACUUGCAUCGCAUCCAAAGGCUCCGGGAAGACUGCGAGCAUCGGGCUGCAUUCCUUCAGACCAGACCUCACCUCUGCCGGAAGUGGCUGCAGUACAAAGCACAAUAAUCAACCAAGCGACGCUUCAUAUCCAUCCAUCCAUCUUCCAAGCCGCUUAUCCUCACAAGGGUCGCGGGAGUGCUGGAGACUAUCCAAACUAACAUCGGGCAAAAGGUGGACUACACCCUGAACUGGUCGCCAGUCAGUCACAGGCCUGGCAGAACGCGCGACGUGAUGUCUUCGUGUGGACCGGCCAAUCUGCUGCCCCUCCUGCUGCUGCUGCUGCUGCUGCUUCGCGCCGUCGCUCAGGGCUUAAGCAACGCUGACCUUGCAGUGAGCAUCCAUAAGGCAACAAAUCAGGGCAUAAGUGAGGAGCUGUCCAAGACGGUGGUCCUCCCCUGCUUCUUCACCCUGCCCCCUGGGGCCGCUCCAUCCCACGAGGCGCCCCGGGUCAAGUGGACAAAAGUGUGGGGCCAGCGGGGCUCGGACGGGUCCCAGAGGGAGCAGUCGGUCCUCGUGGCCAAAGACAACGUGGUCAAGGUGAAGAAGGCAUUCCAGGGUCGGGUAUCGCUGCCGGGUUACAGCGAGAACCGCUACAAUGCCAGUAUGGCUCUGAUGGGCUUGCGAUCCAGCGAUUCCGGCUUGUACCGCUGUGAGGUCGUGGUGGGCAUCAACGACGAACAAGACACGAUCCCACUGGUGGUCACAGGCGUCCUCUUUCAUUACCGCGCUCCCCCCGACCGUUACGCCCUGUCCUUUGCCGACGCCAAAAGGGUCUGCGCCGAGAACUCCGCGACCAUCGCCACGCCGGCUCAGCUGCAGGCCGCCUUUGCCGACGGCUACGAGAACUGUGACGCCGGGUGGCUGUCGGACCAGACCGUACGGUAUCCCAUCCAGUCGCCUCGGCCCGGUUGCUAUGGCGAUCGUGAUGACUCACCCGGCAUCCGUAACUAUGGCAAUAGGUUCCCGGACGAGCUGUUUGAUGUCUACUGCUUCGCCAGGCGACUACAAGGUGAAGUGUUUCACUCCACAGUGGUGGAGAAGCUGAAUCUGGCCACAGCCUCCACCCAUUGCCAUUCGCUGGGAGCCCAGCUGGCCACCGUGGGCCAGCUCUACCUGGCCUGGCAGGCCGGCCUGGACCGGUGCGACCCGGGUUGGCUGGCCGACGGGAGCGUGCGCUACCCCAUCAACGUCCCGCGGAAGAACUGCGGUGGGGACGAACCCGGCGUGCGCACGGUCUACAGCAACCCCAAUCGGACCGGCUUCCCCGACACCACGGCCGUGUUUGAUGCUUACUGUUACCGAGCCCAGCAACCUGUAGAUGUCUACACCACAGAGCCCCUCUCUUUGCUCCACACGUCAAACCCAGUUGCACGGGCUGACUCCUCACUCAGUGCCACCCAGCAAGCCUCCCCACUUCCCGAGACCCCCUCUUGGACCGACGCGGCGGACCUGAACGAAACCUCCGUGAACAACACCUCUGACAUUUCCGACGAGCACGCGGUCAUCCAUUUGAGGCCCGAGCUGGGUCGGGAUGUGCAAAAAGAUGCCGUCCCGACCAGCGGGUCCCACCCGCAGCACCCCGAUGACCCAAAAGACGGCAGUACGCCUGCGGAGCUACAGACCCAUGGAGGUUCUGCUCAAGAAGAAGAAGAAGAUCCUUCUUUUGAUACUUUCCCAUCAGUGGCCUCCAUCACUGCCAAGCCUCACACGAGCAAAAGCGUGCUUGCUGACAUUGUCAAUGCGCUGAUGACGCCCUUCAAGUACUGGACUGGGAAAGGAAUCGGGGACACCUCCGACAGGAACCAGACUUUCAGUUCCCAAGGCAGUGAAGACGAGGGCGGCAGCGACAACGCCAUUAUGGAGCGCGGGAGUGAUGCUUCUCCUUCCAGGCUUCUCCACGCGAGCAGAUUACAGAGUGCUGAGGAGGGUCUGUCGGAGCAGGAGAAAGAGGAGGAGCCGCUGGUUCCAGUUGCGCCUGCAGUCGAGAGCGCGGGGCAAAUUGAGGCCAAUACACAGCUGGAUGGCAAGUUUGCUGAUAAUGGAAUGACUGCACUGGGCCCUGAAAGCAAAUCAAGCCCCAGUGAACCGGUGAAGGUUCGCAAAGCAGGUCCGGCGUGGCCCAUCAAGUCUGUAGGGCACUUCAGAGGAGUCUUUCCCAAGAAUGUUGUCAGACAUCGCACUUGGGAGCCCCUGGAAGCCAAAUCGGGGUCCCUUGAGAUGAUAACGCUGCCCGACUCGUUUCAACAGGACACAUUGGAAAACUAUUCUGGUGAGGGUAGCCACCACGAUGGAGAUGAGGCACAAACAACUACUGAAACUGGGACUGAUCAAAAAAAGGAAGUAGAGGGGAGUAGUGAGGGGAACAGUUUUACUGGCAACUUUGUUAAUACUGUUCCCAGCAGUGAUGUCAACCUCAGUCCAGAAUCUGAGUCUUCACUCCACCAAAGCCAGAGUGAACCUGUCACAGUGGUUGAACACACUACUUUGUCUCGGUGGCAGCUCGUGGCGCAACCAACCACCACCACCACCACCUCACCUCAAACAGCCGAAGAGGUCAGGGGAGAGAUCAUCUAUGUCCACCGGCCGACUGACAACCUCUCUUCUGCUUUUUCAUCUUCUUUGUCACAAAGUGGAGAGAACGGUUCUAGUGGUGGUUUCACUCCCUUUCUUAAGAAGCAAAGGAAAGGUCUGGGCAGAAAGCCCGGUCGUGGUGCAGCCAAGGUAGUCACUUCCACGCAGGAGUCCUUAAUGGAUGUACUGACCACCACUGAGAUUACAACGGCCCAGGUUCUGACAACAAGAAACACUCCCAUCACAGAACCUGAAACCACAGCAACCACUAUUGAACUUUCCACCAAAAGCUCCUCUUCACAGGAACCAUCCAUCUCAUGGAUGGAGAAGACUACGAGCAACUUGGGGGGUGACUUCUCUGUGGAAUCAACAACAACCACCACCAGCCAGUUGACAAGCGUUAGGUCGGACGCAAAGGACAGUGUUACACAAAUGGAGUCCAGGUUGGCAGUGUCUGAGUCCUUUGUCUUUGGAAGUCAUUGGCCACCUUCUAAGGGCUACAUCCCGAAGUCAGAGGAACACAAGACUCCGGUGGUGACGGACAGCAAAGGCGUGAGAAACCCUUUUGGCAUCUUGGUACCCAACUGGGCUUUUGGGUUCAUCCCACCAGUGGAAAACAACCCUUGCCAAACCAACCCGUGCCUGCACGGAGGGAGCUGCUUGCAGGAGGGCGACGGCUAUAGCUGCUACUGCCCGCAGGGUUUCUCCGGGGAGAGCUGCGAAAUCGACAUCGAUGACUGCCAGUCGAACCCUUGCCGCAACGGAGGAACUUGCAUCGACGAGAUCAACUCCUUUGUGUGCCUGUGUCUGCCCAGCUACAGUGGCGCCACGUGCGAGAAAGACACGGAAGGCUGUGAGCACGCGUGGCGGAAGUUCCACGGCCACUGCUACCGCUACUUCAGCCGCCGGCACACGUGGGAGGACGCCGAGAAAGACUGCAGGGAGCAGAGCGGCCACCUGGCCAGCAUCCACAGCGUGGCCGAGCAGAACUUCAUCGGAGGUAUCAGUCACGACAACACCUGGAUCGGCUUAAAUGAUCGCACGGUGGAGGAUGACUUUCAGUGGACCGACAAGAUGGACCUGCAAUACGAGAACUGGCGCUCCAACCAGCCAGACAACUUCUUCGCAGGCGGUGAGGACUGCGUGGUGAUGAUCGCCCACGAGAACGCCAAAUGGAACGACGUGCCGUGCAACUACAACCUGCCCUACGUCUGCAAGAAGGGAACAGUGUUAUGCGGAGCCCCUCCUCAGGUGGAUAACGCCUUCGUGGUUGGCCGGAAGCGCUCUCACUACGACAUUCACUCCACCGUGCGCUACCAGUGUGCCGACGGCUUCCGGCAGCGUCACGUGCCGACAGUCAAGUGUCGCGCCAAUGGAAAGUGGGACGAGCCAAAAAUCAUCUGCACAAAAUCCGCCCGACGGGCCCACCGGUACCGGCGCAACCACCACAACCACCACCACAAGGGCAGACGGGAGCGCAGGAAGCACAAGCGACACGGCCACCGAGACGGCGGGCACCACGGCGCCGACCAGGCCCUUAAGCCAGGCCCCUUCUGAACCAAAAGAGCAAAAAAAAAAAAAAAAAAAAAAAAACAACAACAACAUUAUCCCUUCUUCUUCUUUUCCACCUCCUGUCAUUCCUUCAUUCCUCUUUUCCCUUUUUAUUUAUGAACCCCCUGCACCCCCUUCCUACACUUUGGAGUCCCCCCUGUAUCAUAGGAAAUUAUGGGACAAUAGCCAAGACGAUAGCCGAUCACUUUGUAUCCCCCUUUUGUGUUCCUUUUUUCCCGGUUUUCUUGUCCUGUUCACACUCCGUGCUUGAGUACAAUUUGUAAAUAGCAUCGUUUUGGGUUAUUUUUUUAUCAUGACUUUCUCGUUUUAUUUGGUUGGUGUUUUCUUGUGUGUCAGUAUUCAUUCCGUGUGUUUGGAGGUUUUAUCGGAGCCGUGACGGAGGUGGGAAAAGUGCCGGAUAUUUUUUUGUUUUUUUUCUGACAAAGACUCACCAUGACAAGCCAGGCUAAAUUUAGCUCCUCUCUGAGAUAGAAAGUGUGUCCCUCCAUCAAGAUAUAUCACCAUAAGUACUUCAUUGCUCCCUCACGUGUUUGCGUCCUAUCCUAUCCUAGCCCUAUCCUCACAAUUUGCUGUUUUUGUGCUCAGGCCAAAGCCCUGCAUCGUAUUCAAGUCUUGUAUUACAUCUUGUGGCAUCAUGUUCCAAGGAACUAUGUUGAAGUGAUUUGAUGAUCUUGAUGUUUUACGUUAUGGCCGUCUUGUGGCGCCUGUAGGCAAUUAUAAAGGGAUGCAGGUUUUCGCAGCAGGGCCCAAUCGUGAGCGCUGCACUAAUUUUCCUGUGCGUAAGCGCCAUCUUGUGGCAUUUUAGGGCAUUUCAGAAGGGACAAAAAUAUUUUCAACAGAACAGCAAAAAAAGGAAUAGAGGAAAUUUUUAAAUAGCAAACAGCAAAAAUGCAAACCCUUUCACAGUUUCCGUAAAAGCCAGA
Syngnathoides biaculeatus (alligator pipefish) is the source of this 5597-nucleotide messenger RNA. It is a transcript of the gene ncanb, whose product is annotated as neurocan b. Lineage: Eukaryota; Metazoa; Chordata; Actinopteri; Syngnathiformes; Syngnathidae. The transcript has 20 exons. Gene Ontology annotation, biological process: cell adhesion. The record is from RefSeq and is a predicted model, not a curated record. Bases 763 to 4659 code for a protein of 1298 amino acids. Gene Ontology annotation, molecular function: hyaluronic acid binding; calcium ion binding.